AGCUCGUACAGACCAGAUAUAACGACUUCACUUCGCCUACCUUACGACCCUUCAACUCACUCCCUCCUUCUCUCUAACACAUACAUAUUUCACUCACACUCGUUGUUUCUGGAAGGCUUCUGAAUCGUCACCAUGUCUUUAAAAGUUCAGAACGCAAACAAUGUCAAGAUUUACACCGUCUCGGGCUCGAAGGGCUCGCGGUCCAUACCCGACUGGCUCGCAAGACGCAACAAAAAGGCGCUCAAGAACGACCUUGAAUGGAGACACCGUAUUGAGUUGAUCCAGGAUUUCGAGUUCCCAGAAGCAUCCCUCAAGAUCAGGACUACUCGCGAUGGAAAAUACGUUAUGGCAACAGGUGUAUACAAACCUCAGAUGAGAGUAUACGAGUAUGCUGAGAUGUCCAUGAAAUUCGAUCGCCACACCGAUGCCGAGAAUGUCGACUUUCAGAUCUUGUCGGACGAUUGGACAAAGACUGUUCACUUACAGGCUGAUCGCAGCAUCGAGUUCCAGGCCCAGGGCGGCCUCCACUUCAGGACCAGGAUCCCAAAGCUUGGACGAUCUCUUACAUACCACUAUCCUUCAUGCGAUCUUCUCGUCACUGCAUCCUCAAACGAAAUCUAUCGAAUCAAUCUGGAGCAAGGCCGAUUCCUGAAUUCUUUGGUCACGGACGUGGACCCUACAGGAGGAAACGGAGUCAACUGCGGAGAAAUUAACCCUGCACAUUUACUUUACGGAUGUGGAACAGAUGCAGGAACGGUCGAGUUUUGGGAUCUUCGCGUCCGAGGCAGAGUCGGUAUUUUGGCGCCUUCAUUGCCCGAGAGUGUGCUCUCGUCCUCCCUGAGUAUUUCCGCCAUGAAGUUCAGGGAUGACGGUUUGACGAUGGCUGUCGGAACAUCUACAGGACAUGUGCUCAUGUAUGAUCUUCGCAGCAGCGUCCCACUCUAUGUUAAAGACCAUCAAUAUGGAUUCCCUAUCAAGAGUCUGACCUUCCAUGAGGGCACCCAGGGCGAGGAUGGUCGCAGCAAGGUCGUCUCUGCAGAUUGCAAAAUUAUCAAGAUUUGGGACAGGGAGAAUGGCAACAACUUCACGUCAAUCGAGCCUGUCAACGACAUCAACGACGUCUGUGUGGUUGACAAUUCUGGACUGAUGUUUGUGGCGAACGAGGGCAUCCAGAUGCAGAGCUAUUACAUCCCGGCGCUCGGACCUGCGCCAAAGUGGUGCUCUUUCCUGGACAACCUUACAGAGGAAUUGGAGGAGAACCCUGUCCAAAGCAUUUACGACGAUUAUAAGUUUGUUUCCCGCAAGGAGCUGGCCUCGUUGGGACUGGAUCACUUGGUCGGAAGUGCAGUGUUGAAGCCAUACAUGCAUGGAUUCUUUAUUGAUCUACGACUGUACGAAAAGGCCAAGGCGAUCGCCAACCCAUUCGCAUACACCGAUUACCGCGAGAGAGAGGCCAAGGAAAAGUUGGCCAAGGAGGCUGGUUCUCGCAUUCGUGCGACUAUGAAGCUGCCCAAGGUCAACAAGCUACUGGCAGCCAAGAUGAUGUCGGACGAGGCCAAGGCCCGUCGCAAGGCCGGUGUCGACGUCUCUGCAACAUCAGAGGGCGGAGCACUCAAGGACAGCCGUUUCGCAGAUUUGUUCACGAACCCGGAUUUCCAGGUGGACGAAGAAACCAACGAAUUCAAGUUGCUCAACCCAGUGCAAUCAACUAAGAAGCCCAGCUACCGCAUUGUGGACGAGGACGAGAUCGAAGAAGCCAGUGGAGCCAGCCAGAGCGAUGGCAGCGACGUGGACUCGGACGAGGAUCUUGUUCGUGUGAGCAGCUACAAGUCUGGAAGGGACAACAAGAAGAAGUCAGAGCAGAUCACGUCCAUCCGUUCGGGCGUCAAGGAUCGCAAGCGUAUUCCCAAGAUGGAGGCGCUCAAGCAACAAGCGAACAGCAGCUCAGGCCCUACCCUCAAGUCACAAGCACAAAGAUCAUUUGCGGAGCGCGUGGCCAGGGACAAGAACAGUUCCAACUCAAUCUCUCGCUCCACUUCGGGCGGUAUGGAAAUGUCGUUCCAGGUUGGUGGCGGCCGUGGUGGCGGCCGUGGUGGCAGGGGUGGACGAGGAGGCCGUGGUGGCAAAUCAUCAAAUUCAACAACAAGAAACAGCGAAGGCGGCGGCGGCGGAGCACAGCACAGGGAAAGGAGGAGUGCAGGACGCAACACUAUCCGCAAUCUCUAGAUCCAUACUUCGGUUUCAUAGCUUCAUACCACCAUCCAUUCGCAUCCUUUUUUCGUGUUUGUUGUCAUCAUUCGUAUUACAUUGCAUUUUUUUGAUUUCCUUUGAGCAUGUUGAACACACAGUAAACCAACGCCAUGUUAAUCA
Molecule: messenger RNA, 2370 nt
Organism: Gamsiella multidivaricata
Lineage: Eukaryota; Fungi; Mortierellomycota; Mortierellomycetes; Mortierellales; Mortierellaceae
Exons: 5
Coding region: 133-2226 (697 amino acids)
Biological process (GO): maturation of SSU-rRNA from tricistronic rRNA transcript (SSU-rRNA, 5.8S rRNA, LSU-rRNA)
Cellular component (GO): nucleus; 90S preribosome; nucleolus
Molecular function (GO): protein binding
Source: RefSeq, a predicted model, not a curated record